This is a messenger RNA of Malus domestica (apple), 664 nucleotides long. Lineage: Eukaryota; Viridiplantae; Streptophyta; Magnoliopsida; Rosales; Rosaceae. The record is from RefSeq and is a predicted model, not a curated record.
ACGGCAAUACUAAUGGUAAACCCAAACCUGUUGAUGGAGUCGUUGAGAGAAAGCAGCUAUCUUCAGUGUCUACAGCUUUACAGUUAGCAGUUGGGAUUGGAAUCUUUGAGGCCAUGGCUCUGUCUUUGGGAUCUGGGUUGUUUCUAAAUAUGAUGGGCAUAUCAUCAGACUCACCUAUGCGCAUUCAAGCACAACGAUUUCAUCAACUAAGAGCAUUUGGUGCUCCCGCAGUUGUAGCAUCUUUGGCUCUUCAAGGAGUUUUCCGUGGAUUUAAGGAUACAAAAACUCCAGUACUAUGUCUAGGUAUUGGUAAUUCGUUAGCUGUGUUUUUGUUGCCCCUCCAUAUUUAUUAUUUUCGUUUGGGUGCAACUGGUGCAGCCAUUUCCACUGUUAUAUCUCAAUACACUGUCACCUUUUUAAUGAUCUGGUUUCUAAAUAAGAGAGCUAUACCAUUGCCUCCGAAGGUUGGAUCACUACAAUUUGGUGGAUACCUUAAAUCCGGUGGUUUUCUUCUUGGACGAACUGUUGCUUGUCAUACGACCUUGACAUUGGGAACAUCAAUGGCGGCUCGUCAAGGUCCAGUAGCUAUGGCUGCUCAUAAGAUAUGUAUGUAUUCAAGUAUGGUUGGCUGUAUCCCUUCUAACUGAUGCAAUGGCUGCAUCUG